This is a messenger RNA of Fusarium tjaetaba, 1629 nucleotides long. RefSeq lists its product as uncharacterized. Bases 1 to 1629 code for a protein of 542 amino acids. Gene Ontology annotation, molecular function: protein binding. The transcript has a single exon. Lineage: Eukaryota; Fungi; Ascomycota; Sordariomycetes; Hypocreales; Nectriaceae. The record is from RefSeq and is a predicted model, not a curated record.
AUGACCCCCAAUGACAAUAGUCGAAGAUCGUCUGGGCUUCUUGGUCAUCUUCCAGCUGAAGUACUUAACCAGGUAUUACACCAACUACCCAACAUCGAUUUGAAAAGUCUGCGUCAAACAUGCACUUACAUCAAAAAUUCCACGCAUCUUGGCCUUGACCGUCUCUUUUUCUCGCCCAAUUUGCGCGAUAUAGAGGUCUUCACAGCUGUUGCAAAUCACGAAACCUUUCGGCUCCAGGUCACAGAGAUCAUCUACGACGAUGCACGUUUUGAUGCAGCCCACGAAAUGGAGUGUCCCUCAUGGUAUGACGAAGAAAAGGACAUCGGUGAAACUACCGGAGUUCCUGACUGGUAUUGUCACGUCUACCGUGAGAAUCGUGCGAUGGUCAGGAGUUGCAAGUAUAGCCAAGUCAAAGAAGCCUUCGAACAUACACUCAGCCCAGCAGAAGCAUUUAAGCAUUUCAAGAAGUUGUGGCAGGAACAACAAGAGACUAUUGCCACCAACAGAGACGCCGAUGCGUUAAAGUAUGGGCUACUACGGUUUCCCAAUCUGAAAAGAGUGGUAGUUAGUCCUGCGGCUCAUGGAGCACCUGGACUGCCGUGGUAUCUCACGCCUACUAUCAGAUCACUCCCACGCGGUCUCCUUUACCCUAUUGAGCGUGGAUGGCCUCUCAUACGGAUGAGUUCCAGCUUUCCCGAAGCGAGGGACUGGGAUGGCUUGGAGAAGGAUAAAUGGCGCGGCUAUUGUCUCGUCAGUCGCAUCGUCGCCCAACACCUACGGAAGAACCCAGAGAGCAAACUUGCUGAAUUAGCUGUUGACACCAAUCAACUCCGAACAGGGAUUAGUUGCCGUAUAUUCGAUGACGCCGAGAACAGCGAGAUCAAAGACCUGAAGACCAUCCUAAGUCAUCCUGGGUUCGCGAGCCUUGACCUCUCUCUACACUGCGGCAACCAGUAUGAGAAGAACUGGUGCUCUUUUCGAAGUAACCAUUUGCGGAAUACACUUGCCAUGGCGAGGGAUAUCCAACAUUUUAGUCUGUUGACUAAUGUGAUAUAUGUUGACGACUUUGAUGAAUCUGAAUCUUACUACUAUCACGACCCGGACGCAGAGGAAGUAGACCACUUUAUUCCUUUGCAAAGCAUCUUGCCUGUUAACGACUGGCACCAACUUCGACACUUCGGCCUCUGUCGAUUCAUCGUCAAAAAAGACGACGUCAUAAAUGUUCUCGAAAUUUUAUCGCCAACCCUAACGUCUGUUGAACUGAGUUACUUGAUCUUCAUGCCCGAUAGUGGCGACUAUCACAGCUUGGUGCAAGACAUGCGGCAGAAGCUAGGCUGGCGCGAGCGGGACGCGGAAAACCAGCCUAAAAUAGUUGUUCGCGUUGACGUUCGAUUUGGCAGUGUUUAUGGCGCUUAUAUGAUGGAUGUUAGCCGGGAGGUGACCAGUUUCAUGUAUCAAGAUGGUGAGAACCCAUUUGACGAAGAUGAGGGAAGUGUUGAGCAUCCGUAUGUUCCUCAGAGUGAUUACCCUGAAGGUAAUGGGAGGCUCUUGGAUGCGUUUGAUCCCAGUUUUGAGCGCCCUAAUGUUGACACGCUUGCAAUGCAGGCUCGACAGAAACAAGUCCUAUAG